AUGGCUCUGACCGUGUGUGCGGUGACUGACAGGGCUGCCGGGCACCCAUGACCAACAAGUGAGGCUCAGCUUUCGAGAUUCAAUUCUGAGCAGGUUUUAUCCAGAAAACAAGGAGAAUUCACUGUGGUCAAGAAGCAAAUAUCGGUCCGGCUGUUCCGUUGGCCACACUAUGGGGCUCCACUGGCUGGGGAGUGACUGUCUGCACAGGUGGUCAACUGCAGCCGUGUGUUCAGCCCCAGGUCUCUAGGGACGCUGGUGAUCUCCCUGCAGCAGCUACAGACUCCAGGGCAUCUGGUGCUUCAGGAGGCCCUAGUGGAUGAGAAUCUGCACGUGUCCCCGAUCCAGGUUGAGCUUGAUCUGAAGUACCAGCCCCCAGAGGGUGAAACUGGAGCCUGGGCAGAAGAGGACUUUGGAGCACCCAUUCAGGACAGAUCAGAGCUGAUCAUUCCCAAUGUGGGCUUCCAGAAGCUGGAACCUGGGGAGGCCCGGCUGGAGCGGUGGGCAGUGGCAUUGGGCCGCAGGCUAGCUCGAGGAGUAGGUCAGCAGGACGAUGGGGACAAUGAGCUGGAGCUGGAGGAUGAGCCUGAUGUGGAGCUUUCUGGCGUCGCGUUCAGCCCCCUCAAGAGCUGAGCUCGGGGCCUGGCCCGCGGGUAUCCCUUCCAGGUAUCCAGGGCCCAGGACUUCCAGGUGGGGGUCACGGUGCUCGAGGCCCGGAAGCUGGUGGGAGUCAACAUUAAUCCCUAUGUGGCCGUGCGCAUUGGGGAGCAACGCCGAGUGACCGCCACGCAGCGCGGGACAAAUUGCGCCUUCUUCAAAGAAUACUUCUUGUUUGAGUUUCAUGAGACCCGGCUUCACCUCCAGGACUUGCUGCUGGAGAUCACGGUGAGGGGGGUAGGGGUGAGAGGUUUCCGUCAGAGAAGGGGAGAUGCCGAAGCUCCAGGACUAACGCCACUUCCCCAGGCUUUCCAUUCGAAGACCCUCCCCUUUAUGGCCACCCGGAUAGGCACCUUCAGGAUGGACCUGGGCAUUAUCUUCGACCAGCCAGGUACUGAACCCUCCCCUCACGAUGGCCACUUCUAUCAGAAAUGGGCUUCUCUGCACGACCCCCGGGAUACACUCGCCGGGAAAGGCUUCGUCAAGGUCACUUUGUCCGUGAGGGCGCGCGGGGACCUGGCCCCUCUGCUGCCACCCCCGGGCCCUGGCCACAGUUCGGACAUCGAGAAGAACCUGCUGCUGCCGCGUCGGGUGCCAGCGGAGAGGCCGUGGGCGCGGCUGCGAGUGCGCGUGUACCGCGCCGAGGGGCUUCCGGCGCUGCGCCCCGGCCUGCUGGGCAGCCUGGCCCGCGCCCUGCACGACCAGCGUGUCCUCAUGGACCCCUAUGUGCGGGUGUCUUUCCUGGGGCAGCAGGGCGAGACGUCAUUGCGUGGCGAGGCGACAGCUCCCGAGUGGAACGAGCAGCUGAGCUUCGUGGAGCUCUUGCCGCCGCUGACGCGCGGCCUUCGUCUGCAGCUACGGGACGACGCGCCCCUGGUCGAUGUGGCCCUCGCCACGCACGUGCUGGACCUGAGGCAGAUCUCGCCUCCUGGCCGGGCUGCGGGGUUUAACCCCACCUUUGGCCCGGCCUGGGUCCCUCUCUAUGGCUCACCCCGCAGUGGGGGGCUCCGGGAUGGUCCUCAAAGUCUCAAUGAAGACGUUGGCCAAGGCAUUUGGUUCCGCGGCCGCCUGCUGGUGCCUGUGUCCGUGGAAGUGUUGGAAGGGAGAGCUGAACCUGAGCCUCCCCGGGCCCCACAGGGGUCCAGGUUGUCCCGGCUCAUGGGAAAGAAGAAGAAAGCCAGGCGCAGCCAGACUCCAGCGAGGAUUCAGCAGCACCCGGAUGCCAGCUCCAGUGCUGAUGCGCCUGAGAUUCCUAGUGCGAUGGAGGUGGAGGUGGAGGUGGAGGAGUUGCUGCCGCUGCCAGAGAACGCCCUGGCGCCCUGCAAAGAUUACUUGCUCCUCACUGUGCUCUUCAAGGCCACCAUGAUAGACCCCGCCAUGGCCUCCCAGCCCAUCAGCUUCGAGAGUUCCAUUGGUCACGCAGGUCUCUGGAAGGAGCAAUUGAGCUGAGGGUCCAGGGCCAGGGAGGCAGCAGAGGGUGCAGAAGGGGAGGCACAGCCUCUGCUGGAAUUGGAAGUGGGAGUCGGGCCAGUGGAGGAGGAGGAGCUGGGGACCCCUGCUCAGCGGCCUGAGCCCAUGGAAGGCAGCAGCGGCCAGGACUGCCCCUCCUUCUGCUUGCCCCUGCGUCACCACAAGCCCUGCGUGCAUGUGUGGAGCCACUGGGAGGACCACUCGUGGAGCCUGCAGAGCACUAACUGCAUGCAAAAAGUGGCUGAGAGGCUGGUGAGAGUCCAGGAUAUAGGGGCUUUCGGGAGCCUUGGACCCGGGGGCUGCAGGAGGUUGAGUCUGCAGCGCAGGCCCACUUCCGGGGCCUGCACACGGCUGAAGCAGGCACUGGAAGAGCUGGUGGCUGGGAGCAGACAGUUUUGCCGCGGUGUUGAGCACAGGACAAUGACUCGGCCCAACACGCUGGAUCGAUGCAGAUGCCGAGGGAAACAGCUGGUGUAUAGCCUGAACCUGUUGGCAAAGCAAGGACUGCGGCUCCUUCGGGGCCUGAGACAGGGCAACGUGCAAGAGAAGGUGGCACUGGCCAAGAAGCUCCUGGUGAAACUACGCUUCCUGGCCCAGGAGUUAAUGCCUCUUCUCUGCCUGCAGCCCCAGCAAUCCCUCCUGGAUGUGCUGGUCUGGAUGCUCAGUGGGCGGCGCCAUGUGGCCUGGGCCCGGUCCCCCGCCCAGGAUGUGCUGUUCUCUGUGGUGGAGGAGGAUUGGGGCCGGGGCUGUGGGAAGAUCCAGAGUCUGCUGCUCACAGCACCUGGGGCAGCCGCUGGCGAGGUCCGUGCCAAGCUGGAGCUCUUCCUGGGGCUGGAGCUGGGCAAGCAAGCCAAGGCCUGCACCUCAGAGCUCCCCCCGGACCUGCUGCCUGAGCCCUCGGCUGGGCUGCCCCUCAGCCUGGACCGGGACCACUUCAGCUACUUCCAGCUCCGGGCUCCCUUGUACCAGGCCCGAGGUGUGCUGGCAGCAGAUGACAGUGGGCUCUUGGACCCCUUUGCUCGAGUCCUCAUCUCUACCCAGUGCCAGACCACACGGGUCCUGGAGCAGACGCUGAGCCCUCUGUAGGAUGAACUCGUGGUGUUUGAUCAGUUAAUCGUGGGCGGGAAGAGGCAGCACCUGCAGGAGGAGCCCCCACUGGUGAUUGUCAAUGUCUUUGACCACAAUAAGUUUGGCCCCUCUGUGCUCCUGGGCGGGACGCUGGCCGCCCCGAGGGUAAAGCUGAUGGAGGACCCUUACCAGCGUCCUGAGUUGCAGUUCUUCCCCCUGAGGAAGGGGCCCCGGGCAGCCGGGGAGCUCAUCGCCACCUUUGAACUCAUUGAACUGGACUACAGUAGCUGACUUGAGCCCUCAGUGCCUAGUGAUGUGGAGCCCCAGGACCUGACUGCCCUGGUUGAGCCCCUCUCCGGACGCCUAUCCCUGCCACCGCACGUGCGCCCAGUGCUUAGGGAGUUCCAUGUUGAGGUACUGUUCUGGGGUCUGAGGGGCCUUGGCCAUGUGCAUCUGUUUGAGGUGGAGCAGCCCCACGUUGUGCUGGAGGUGGCCGGUCGGCGAGUGGAGUCCGAAGUCCUGACCAGUUACCGUGAGAACCCCAAUUUCACUGAGCUCAUCAGGCAUCUGACAGUGGUCCUCUCUCCCUACCCCCAGGACUUGCCAGAGCAGCCUUAUCUGCAGCCCCUCAGCAUCCUGGUGAUUGAGUGCCAGGCCUUUGGCCGCACAGUGCUCGUGGGUUCCCACAUUGUCCCCCAUAUGCUGAGAUUCACACUCCGGGGUCAGGAGGAUCCCCCUAAGGAGGAAGGAGAGGAGGAGACAGGGGACCUGGUGCCCAAGAUACCUCAAGAACAGAGGUCCCGGGAUCCCUUCUUGGCUGAAGUGGGGAUACCCAGGCGGCUCCUAAAGGCUCCUCUGAAGAAGCUCCCUCUGGGAGGCCUCCUGAAUCAAGGCGCAGAGCUGGAGGAGGACAUCCCAGAUCCUGAAGAGCUCGACUGGUGGUCCAAGUACUAUGCAUCUCUUCAGGAGCUCCAGGGGCAGGCCCCUCAGACCAACUUUGAUGAGGAUGAAAUGGAUGAUGCUGGGGAUUCAGAUGGGGGCAAUCUCCUUUCUGUGGAUGGGGAAGCCCAAGACCAGGGUAAGGCUGAAGUCAAAGGCUCUGUGUCCCAAAAAGAAGCAAUCGCCACUCUGAAGAUUUACAACAGCUCCCUGGAAGAAGAGUUUAACCACUUUGAAGUCUGGCUGAAUGUGUUUCCCCUGUAUCGAGGGCAAGGGGGUCAGGAUGGAGAUGGAGAGGAAGAAGGGUCUGGAAACCUUGUGGGCAAGUUCAAGGGCUCCUACGUCAUUUACCCUGAAUCAGAGGCAGUGUCCUUCUCUGAUCCCCAGAUCUCCAUGGGGAUCCCACAGAAUCGGCCCAUCAAGCUCCUAGUCAAAGUAUAUGUUGUAAAGGCUACCAACCUGGCUCCUGCGGACACCAACGGCAAAGCAGACCCCUAUGUGGUGGUGAGCGCUGGCCGGGAGCGGCUGGACACCAAGGAGCGCUACAUCCCCAAGCAGCUGAACCCCAUCUUUGGAGAUUCAGCAUCUCUCCCUGCUGAGCCAGAGCUGACCGUGGCUGUGUUUGAUCAUGACCUCGUGGGUUCUGAUGACCUCAUCAGAGAGACCCACAUUGAUCUGGAAAACGGAUUCUAUAGCCACCACAGGGCGAACUGUGGGCUGGCGUCCCAGUAUGACGUGUGAGUCCAGCAGGGCCCUCAGGAGGAUGCCUACAGUGCCUGGCGUGACGCAUUUCGGCCUUCGCAGAUCCUGGCGGUGCUCUGCCCACCCUGUGGCCUCCCCCCACCUGAAUACCGAGCCGGGGCUGUCAAGGUGGGCAGCAAACUCCUUCUGACACCGCCAGAGACCCUGGUCCCUGAGGAGGCCCAGGCAUUGCUGGUGCUGCGGCGCUGGCAGGAGACACCUGGGCUUGGGAUCCAGCUGGUACCUGAGCACGUAGAAACACGGCCCCUCUACCAUCGCCGCAGCCCAGGGCUGCUGCACCUCUUCCUGUGCCCUCAGGGAUCCCUUCAUGUGUGGAUUGACAUCUUCCCCCGAGAUGUGCCUGCCCCACCUCCAGUUGACAUCAAGCCUCGGUGGCCAAUCAGCUAUGAGCUCAGAGUCAUUAUAUGGAACACGGAGGAUGUAGUUCUGGAUGAUGCAAACCCACUCACUGGAGAGACGUCGAGUGACAUCUUUGUGAAAAGCUGGGUGAAGGGGCUGGAGCAAGACAAGCAGGAGACAGACGUUCACUUCAACUCUCUGACAGGGGAGGGGAACUUCAACGGGCGCUUCGUGCUCCGCUUUGACUACCUGCCCACCGAGCGAGAGGUGAGCGUCCGUUGCUGGCCUGGACCCUUCGCCCUGGAGGAAACUGAGUUCCGGCAGCCGUCUGUGCUGGCCCUGCAGGUCUGGGACUAUGACUGCAUCUCCGCCAACGAACGACUUCCUUGCUCUGGACCUGCACGAUCCCUGGAGCUGCAGCUACCGGACAUGGUGUGAGGGGCCCGGGGCCCCGAGCUCUGCUCCGUGUGGCUGGUCCGGGCCGGGGCCGGGCCCAGGUGUAAUCUGUUUCGCGGCCGCCGCUUGCGGGGCUGGUGGCCUGUAGUGAAGCUGCGGGCGCCGGGCCGAGGAGAGGCUCAGGCUGGCAGGAAGAGGAGGAGGAAGAGGAGGAGGGGCCGGCCAGAAGACUUAGAGUUCUCGGGCUCAGGAGGCAACGUCUACAUCCUCACGGGGAAGGUGGAGGCAGAGUUUGAGCUGCUGACUGUGGGGGAGGCUGAGAAACGUCCAGUGGGAAAGAGGCACAAAGAGCCGGAGCCCCCGGAGAAGCCCAGCCGCCCCAAAAUCUCCUUUAACUGGUUUGUGAACCAGCUGAAGACCUCCGUCUUCUUCGUCCGGCGCCGGUACUGGCGAAUCCUGCUGCUGCUGGCGGCGCCGAUCACUGUCUUCCUCCUCCUCCUCUUCUACACCAGGCCUGGCCUGAUCAGCCAGGUCACCGUCCGCCCCCUCCACCGCCCCUGA
This is a messenger RNA of Physeter macrocephalus (sperm whale), 6189 nucleotides long. RefSeq names its product fer-1-like protein 4. Gene Ontology annotation, biological process: plasma membrane organization. Gene Ontology annotation, cellular component: membrane. NCBI's taxonomy places the organism in Eukaryota, Metazoa, Chordata, Mammalia, Artiodactyla, Physeteridae. The record is from RefSeq and is a predicted model, not a curated record.